AUGAGGAAUUUAAUGAGUAUAACAUAAGAUAACAAUUGUAAACAGUAUCCCAGAUUACUUGCUAAUGAUGGUUCAGAAAAUUAGAGAGUUAAGUUCUAGAAAAUUGAAAUUUAAGAUAAGUUUCAUAGAAAAGUAGAAACUAGUUUUGUUUUAAAGAGUUUACAUAAAACAAAUAAUGAAAUACAUAGUUUUAGAUUAAUCAAAAUAAUUGAUACUCCAUUUAGAUAAAGAAGAAAAAGUGAGUGUGAUGGAGUAAUUUCUGAAAAAAUUGUAUUUUUUUAAGUUAUGGCAAGCAAAACAUAGAUAUGAAGUACCCAAAAACAAUAAUUGAGUAACAUCAAUUUCUAGAUAGAGUUAAAGACUUACGUAGAAGAGCAAUAAAGGGAAGAAUGAAGACUAAAUUUUAGAAAUCUUUCAAGAAAAUAGAUACAACAAAACCUAGUUAAUUUAAUCCAUAAAAUUAACAUACUAUGUCAACUCGUGAUUCUAUUUUUGGAAGUUUCUAAGACAUUAAAGUAUACAGAACUUUUGCCAAAGAUCGUACUUACUAUUAACGAACAUUGGAGAAAAAAGGAUCUGAUUUAAUGUCUGAUUCCCCUAGUACACCUAGUAUUCAUAUUCGUAGAGUAACAUAGAAAUUAGGAUUCGCAUAAAAAUAAUAAUAAUUUGUACUCCUUUAAUUGAACAAGUACAGUCCCAAAAUAUUUGAAUAAUUAAAGAAAGAUCCCAUAUUAAAAAUUCUUUCAGAAACUAAAGAAAUUUAGUCUUAAACUCCACCUGUUCCUUAAACUGCUGCCUCAAUAAUCUAACAUAAAUUUUAACCUUACUUUUGUAAUCAUAAGACAAUGAAUCUAAGAAAAUCUUGUUUUGCAUCUUCUUUUUAAAGAGUUAAGACAUUAAUCUGA
Paramecium pentaurelia is the source of this 905-nucleotide messenger RNA. The record is from the annotation of a GenBank genome assembly. Lineage: Eukaryota; Ciliophora; Oligohymenophorea; Peniculida; Parameciidae.